CUUGUAUUAUGAACAUGUGUGUGCGUGAUUACGUUUCGAAUUUGAAUUUCAGAAUGCAAUCGUUAUUUUCCGUUCACAUUAUAAUGUCUAUCACUCUCUUUGAAGAGAACCAAGAAUGUAUUUUGCCGAGGGCCAUUCUUGGUCAAGCGGUGGACCCCGGAGAAGGAAUUCGAGUAGACACUGGAAAUUAUGGAUCAUCUUCUAUUAAUUUCGGAUCAGGAGGAACGUCUUCAACUAGUUUUGGAGCUGGACCAGCAGUUAAUUAUGGAGGGGGCAGCAGAUCUACAGCAUAUAGGGGAACAACAUCGUCACGUGCCUCUUUGGUAGGAUUUGGACAAAAUGAAGCACCACAACCGUAUAACUUUAACUAUCAAUCAGCUGACGAACAAGGCAACACACGUUACCACAGAGCAGAAGCAGAUGCAAGCGGCACAGUGAGGGGAUCUUAUGGCUAUACCGAUUUUCAAGGUCUGUACCGAGUGGUCGAUUAUAUAGCUGACGUCAAUGGCUAUCGAGCCAGCAUCAGGUCAAAUGAACCAGGCACCGAUGGCAAAGAAAGCCCUGCAGACGUUCAGAUGAUCGUUGAACAACCUCCCUUUGGUAUUCAAGAUAGAUACAAUCCAUUUGCAGGAGCAGGUGCUGGUGCAGGCGGGAUUGGACCCGCUGUUGGAGGUACCUACGAGAGUGGAAUGAAACCGAAAGAGAGAGAAGAAAGUGAUGAAUAUGAAGAAGAUAAAGACAAUAAAUCAUAACCGUUCUAUGAAAUUAGAGAUUUUAAAGUCAGAUACUUCAUCGCAAUUGUGAAAUACGAAGACGCCUGUUGUUCAUGUAUAAUUAAAAUCAUAAUUUUUGGGAAAAGUUAAAAAAAAAAUUACAUUUUGUAAGAAAAUUUUGAGUGGAUGCGAUAAAUACCAUUUUUCUAAUUCAUACACCAAAUAUUUUCUUUCAAGAAGAAAAUGAAUUACAUUUUAUAAAUUUUAAUAGUUCAUUAAAAAUUUUAAAUUGCUUUAAAACUUAGUGCUUUAAAAAUUUCAUAAUACAUAUGUAUUCAUAUUUUAUUUUCAAAAAAAUUUGCUUAUCGUUUCAAAAUUUAACCGUUAUUUAAAUAUAUGCAAAUAAUUUAUUUAUUCAAUUAAAAAUGGUUAGAGUUGCGACGCAUAAAAGGAUUUAGAUAAAAUAAAUGUUUAUUUCUUUGUCAUUGCAUAUGUUUCAGCAUCUGUUUCACAGUAUUUCUUGAAUUAUGAUUUGUAUGUUCCAAAUGACUGUAGCAGGAAUAAAAAGUACUGUAUAGUUUUUAUUUUACAUCAUCAUAUUCUGUAUUACCAUUAAUUUUUUUCUUUCUAAAU
Messenger RNA from Argiope bruennichi, 1346 nucleotides. RefSeq lists its product as uncharacterized. Bases 9 to 752 code for a protein of 247 amino acids. The record is from RefSeq and is a predicted model, not a curated record. The transcript has 4 exons. Lineage: Eukaryota; Metazoa; Arthropoda; Arachnida; Araneae; Araneidae. Gene Ontology annotation, cellular component: chitin-based extracellular matrix. Gene Ontology annotation, molecular function: structural constituent of chitin-based larval cuticle.